UAAUAGACGUGCCUGAAUGCGCCUUGCGCCAAUUUCGUUGGACGGCAGUCGCUCGCAAGCAGGUGCGUUGUGCGCGCGUGCGUCCGCCAUCUUUGAACAACAGCUGAUAUAACCGCCAACGCGAUCUUAUAAAUCGAAAUUUUUGAAUAUUGAACGAGUACGAUUUGUAGCAGAUAGGUUUUAGAUGCACAUACAUUAACGUUAAGUGCAGUGACUUUAUAAACGGACUAAUGAAGAUGACAGUUAAUCGAAUAAGAGUUGUGGUGCUGGGGAGCCCGCGAUGCGGCAAGUCCGCGGUGGUUGUUCGUUAUUUAACGAAGCGCUACAUCGGCGAGUACAGCUCCACCGGCGAUUUCCUGUAUCAACAUCGGGUGGCGUUUGACGGCGCCACGUCUGAAGUGGAGGUCCUAGAUACCUGUGGGUGUGCUAAACGCGGUUGUUUGGCGGAGCAUCUUCGCUGGGGCGACGCGUUUGCGGUGGUGUAUUCGGUAUGCGACCGGCGCUCGUUCUUGGCUGCGGCCGAGCUGCUGGCUCUACUCGAGAGGACUCGCCUGCCUGGCUGCACUGCCGUCACCCUCCUCGGCAAUAAGCGGGACCUGGAACAUGCCAGAGUCGUCAAAGCGGAAGAGGGUCAGGAGUUAUCUUUGCGGUUUGGCUGUCAGUUCUACGAAGUGUCCGCGGCGGAAUCGUGCGCGGGCGCCGCUCUAGCGUUCCAUGCGUUGUUGCGCGAGGCACGUGCGCUUGCACUCCUAUUACCCACGCCCAGGCGCAAACUUGCCGCGUAUUCUGUUUCCAAGGUAAUCGGCACGAUCCUCGGUCUGAGCAACAAAAGCGUGAGGAAGAAACGACCAUCACUCAGCAUAUGAUCAGUCAGCUGAUACUUUUCUGGAUCUUGUUUACUCCGUGAUAGGAGUUUUGUUUUAUUUCUGUAAUAACAGAAAUCUUUUGUUAUCCCUGUCGAUACGGAUCGAAGGGAUUUGUCUGCCGUCGGGCCUGAGACGAUACUAAGGUGGAUUUACGAUGCCUGGAUAGAUGAGAACACAUGAAUACUUUGUGUAUGGCCCUUCUGUUGCCAGUUUUCUCAUAAAUACUGUACAGUGUAAUAUCAGAAUUUAUUAUACAUAUACCUUUAAUGUUUCUGUAUGUACUGACUGUAAUAUAUUUGUGUAAAUUAUGUUAUAGUUUUCAAGGAGGAUAUAAUUUUUGAUAAGAGUAGUUUUGAUAGUUCAUGUUUGUAUACAUGCACCUGUCAUGUGGCCUUAUGAUACCUGUACCUAAGUGUGAAGUUUGUAUAACAUAAAAAUCUAAAUCUUAAAAUGCAAGUAUUGGAGUUGCAAUUUAACUCGAUUCACUUGCAUCGACUGAAAUUAUAUUUAAUCGUGUUUUAUUGUAAAAAGACAUUGUUUUGAUAAGUUACUAUCAGUUACAAACGUGUUUUUGUCCGUAUUAAUAUCCUUGUUUUAAUGUAAUGCUGUCCUGAGAUACGAAUCUCAAGAAUUUAAAGCUUUCCUUUAAACCUCAUUUGCUUGACUUUUGAGUAAAGAAAUUAUAUAAUAAAUGUUGUAAACACUUGUGUAUUCUACUGCUAUAUAUUUUUGGCAGUAUUUUUAGAAUAUUUUGUAUUAAAAUGUGUGUUUUACAAAACGACGUUUCCUACCUAUUAGAUAUAAGGAUGUCCUAAGUUUGGGACCAUAGUUUGUGUAAA
Messenger RNA from Trichoplusia ni (cabbage looper), 1705 nucleotides. RefSeq names its product ras-related and estrogen-regulated growth inhibitor-like protein. NCBI's taxonomy places the organism in Eukaryota, Metazoa, Arthropoda, Insecta, Lepidoptera, Noctuidae. Gene Ontology annotation, molecular function: GTP binding; GTPase activity. The transcript has 6 exons. The coding region runs from base 231 to 866 and encodes 211 amino acids. The record is from RefSeq and is a predicted model, not a curated record.